Molecule: messenger RNA, 1753 nt
Organism: Antrostomus carolinensis (chuck-will's-widow)
Lineage: Eukaryota; Metazoa; Chordata; Aves; Caprimulgiformes; Caprimulgidae
Gene: PYGO1
Product: pygopus family PHD finger 1
Exons: 2
Coding region: 1-1239 (412 amino acids)
Biological process (GO): spermatid nucleus differentiation; kidney development
Source: RefSeq, a predicted model, not a curated record
AUGCAGUAUUGCACUGAUUGGAAUUUUGCAGGUGGUGACAGUGGAUUGGAUGGGUUAGGAGGACCAGGAGUACAACUUGGAAGCCCCGAUAAGAAAAAGCGCAAAGCAAAUACACAGGGAUCAUCAUUUCCUCCUCCAUCUGAAUAUGCUCCACCGCCGAAUCCGAGCUCUGACCACCUUGUAGCUGCAAAUCCAUUUGAUGACAACUAUAAUACUGUGUCUUAUAAACCACUUCCUUCAGGGAAUCCAUAUUUUAGUAAUCCUGGUUAUCCUGGCUUUGGAGGCUAUAACACUUUCAGGAUGCCACCUCACAUGCUGCCCAGAGUGUCCUCGCCAUAUGGUGGUUCUUAUUCCCUCAGAAACCAACCACAUCCGCUUCCUCAAAACCCUGUGGGAAUGGGUUUUAGUCGACCCCACUCUUUCAGCUUCGGUCCGCACGAUAACCCAGGUUUUGGGAAUCAACCACCUUAUAGUAGUGGUCAGAUAAAUCAGAAUGUCAAUAUGCCUGGUCAGCAUUUCAGACCAAAUCCUGGUGAGAACUUUGGCCAUUCUGGUCAGAUACCUCACCCAGAGGUGCCAUCUAACUUUGGUCCUGGAAACAAUCCAAAUUUUCCAAAUUCUCAGCUAGAGUCAAACCAUUCUUUUGUUCCUCCACCAAACACGUACAACCAGACAAAAUCAUCAGCACAAAAGCAAGACUUUAGUCAAGGUGCAAGCAAAGCAUCCAGCCAGAACACUGCUGCUCAUCAGCAUCAUCACAGGACAGAGGACAUUGUGAAUCAAGGUAACAGUGACCUAAAAAAUGUUUCUCGAAACAAUGUGGUAAAUCAGGAUAAUAGCCAUUCUAACAGUGCUGAUAACACUAAUGCUGGUCAUUCAAAUGGGACUCAGAGUAAGUCCCGCCAGCCUCGAGGUGCUGCUGAAGGAUGCAACUCUGAAAAGAGCAGCAAAACACCCCUUCAUCCCAGUCGCCAUGGUCACUCGUCCUCUGAACCCGUCUAUCCAUGUGGAAUUUGUACACAUGAAGUUAAUGAUGACCAGGACGCCAUCCUGUGUGAAGCCUCUUGUCAAAAAUGGUUUCAUCGGAUCUGUACAGGCAUGACUGAGUCAGCUUAUGGCCUUCUUACAGCAGAAGCAUCAGCAGUAUGGGGUUGUGACACUUGCAUGGCUGACAAAGAUGUCCAGUUAAUGCGUACAAGAGAGACUGCAGGACCACCUGCGUUGAAUACGGAUGGCUAGCAACGUGGACUGGUGGUAGUGGUUGAAAUACUUGCUCUGAAGAUUUGGUUAUGACUUGGGUACUUCACUUUCUGCAGACAAUCAGUUGUGUUUGAUUGCUAUCAUCUUUUUAACCCUAAUCUGUUUUCAUUCAUAAACUUCCAUCUCAGCUUUUGUACUCUUUAGUUUUAUGUGUGCAGAUGUUUUACAGGAUGGAAUAUUUUUUUGUUUGUGAUUAAACUGUAAAACAUAACUCACAACUGAUCAGAAGUAGGAUGUGCAUUGACAAUUUUAUUGUGGGCAAAAAUGUGCCUAUAUAAGUAGCCCCUAAUUUGCUAGUGUUAAUGUGUUAACUAACACUAGCAUUUAGUGCUCUGCUUUAAUAGUACUGUAUUUGCAAGUACUCACUACAUUUUAUUUUUUGGGGUGAAUAUCCGUUACUGAUGUUCUUGCUAUCCUUUCUUUGAAUAUAGUGGAGAUGACAUGAAGGAAUGUGCAGUACUAAUUUUUAUUUUAGGGUAAAUACAGAGAAUUU